CGCCAUACUUCACAACAUAAACACAUACAUUUCUCCAUCAUUAAAUUCCAGUUUUGCCCCUUACCUGCAUUAACUGUCAUGGACCUACUCUUACUGGAAAAGAUCCUCACGGCACUCUUCUUCGCCGCCGUAUUAGCCAUUGCCGCCGCAAAACUCCGCGGGAAACGGUUCAAGCUCCCGCCGGGACCUCUCCCGGUGCCGAUUUUCGGAAACUGGCUCCAAGUCGGCGACGACCUCAACCACCGGAACCUCACCGACCUCGCCAAGAAAUUCGGCGACGUCUUCCUCCUCCGUAUGGGGCAGCGCAACCUCGUGGUGGUUUCCUCGCCAGAACUCGCCAAACAAGUGCUCCACACGCAGGGCGUGGAGUUCGGUUCCCGAACGCGCAACGUCGUCUUCGACAUCUUCACCGGGGAAGGCCAAGACAUGGUGUUCACCGUCUACGGAGAACACUGGCGCAAGAUGCGCCGCAUCAUGACGGUUCCGUUCUUCACCAACAAGGUGGUGCAACAGUACCGAUUCGGAUGGGAGGACGAAGCGGCGCGCGUCGUCGACGACGUUCGCCGGAAUCCAGAUUCAGCCACCGGCGGUAUCGUGCUCCGGCGAAGGCUGCAAUUGAUGAUGUAUAACAACAUGUAUAGGAUCAUGUUCGAUAGAAGGUUCGAGAAUGAGGAGGAUCCGUUAUUUCAGAAGCUAAGAGUUUUGAACGGUGAAAGAAGCCGUUUGGCACAAAGCUUUGAAUAUAACUAUGGCGAUUUUAUCCCUAUUUUGAGACCCUUCUUACGUGGCUACUUGAAAAUUUGCAAGGAAGUUAAGGAGCGAAGGUUGCAACUCUUCAAGGACUAUUUUCUUGAGGAACGAAAGAACCUCGAAAGUACAAAGAGAACGGACAACCAAGGACUCAAGUGUGCCAUUGAUCACAUUUUGGAUGCCCAGAAAAAGGGCGAGAUUAACGAGGAUAAUGUUCUUUACAUUGUUGAGAACAUUAACGUUGCUGCAAUUGAGACAACUCUAUGGUCAAUUGAAUGGGGCAUUGCGGAGCUUGUGAACCACCCAGAGAUUCAGAAGAAAGUGCGUGAGGAGAUUGACAGAGUACUAGGACCAGGACACCAGGUGACAGAGCCAGAUACCCACAAGCUUCCUUAUCUUCAGGCUGUGAUAAAAGAGACACUUCGCCUUAGAAUGGCAAUUCCACUUCUUGUUCCACACAUGAAUCUUCACGAUGCAAAGCUUGGUGGUUAUGACAUUCCUGCUGAAAGCAAGAUCUUGGUCAAUGCAUGGUGGCUUGCCAACAACCCUGCUCAUUGGAAAAACCCUGAGCAGUUUAGGCCUGAGAGGUUCUUGGAGGAAGAAUCAAAGGUGGAAGCCAAUGGAAAUGACUUUAGGUACCUUCCCUUUGGUGUUGGGAGAAGGAGCUGCCCUGGAAUCAUUCUUGCAUUGCCCAUACUUGGCAUUACUUUGGGACGUUUGGUCCAAAAUUUUGAGCUCUCGCCUCCCCCAGGACAGUCCAAGCUUGAUACCACUGAGAAAGGUGGUCAAUUUAGUUUGCAUAUACUGAAACAUUCUACAAUUAUUGCAAAGCCAAGAUCAUUUUAGUCUUUGUGAAUGAAUCCCCUUAUUCUUUUUUAGUGUAUUAUUGUAUUUUAUCAAUGCUGAACUGUUUGAAAAUGGGGGUGUUGAAGUGUUGGCUUGGUCUGCAUACAUGGCUGCACCAUUGUUUGUACAAGUCUCAACUUGAAAUGAUGGCUUUGAGAGAAUAAAAUCUACACUGUGCUCCCCAGCCUUUUCUUUUUACUUUGUUAUGGUACUGUAUAGAAUUUUGAUUCAUUUG
Abrus precatorius (Indian licorice) is the source of this 1831-nucleotide messenger RNA. Its product is annotated as trans-cinnamate 4-monooxygenase. Gene Ontology annotation, molecular function: iron ion binding; heme binding; trans-cinnamate 4-monooxygenase activity. The coding region runs from base 79 to 1596 and encodes 505 amino acids. Gene Ontology annotation, biological process: lignin metabolic process. The transcript has 3 exons. The record is from RefSeq and is a predicted model, not a curated record. NCBI's taxonomy places the organism in Eukaryota, Viridiplantae, Streptophyta, Magnoliopsida, Fabales, Fabaceae.